AUGACUGUCUCAAUUCAACCCACCCAUCUUCCGAUUGCACCGCGCUCUUCCCCCCUUUCUAAACCAACCAUCAAAUCAAAUUUCCCAAUCACUCGCCUACCCACAGACAUUCUCCUCACUCUCUUCUGUCUAAUACCAUCUCCGCAAACUCUUUCCGCCCUUUCUCUAUGUUCUCGCCAAUUUCACCACUAUGUCACACCAUACCUGUACUCCCAUUUCCUCCACCUCGGCGACACAUGCACUUCCCUUCCGCAUUUUCUGCACACCAUUCUCCAUAAUCCCCACUAUGCACUCUACACCAAAAACUUUACUUGCAACGCCCUCCUAGGCUACAAAACCGACACCUCCCUCUCCAACUUCUCCCCUUCCGACCUUGUCCUCCUGAAAUCCCGUCUCAAAUCCAACUACACCCUAGAAGAUGGCUCACGCUCUCAAUUCUUUGGCUCUCACAUCGCCUCACAAUGGUACAAUUUUAUCCUCCAAGGAAACUGGGAUGCCAUCGUGGGAUUAAUCCUCUGUCUCCUCCCUAAUCUCCUAUCUCUCAAUAUAAUCAACCACGCGAGCGGUUGUCCUUACGGAUAUCCCUAUCUCGAAACCGUGCUCAACAGAGCGGCAAAGUUACAAAAUCAACGACUUCGCGAUCCCACCUGCAUAGUCCAACCACAAGCAUAUUCAUUCCCGCAUCUACGCUCUUUACAUUUGGCAAAACAUGAUACCAUGCAUUAUCCCCGGAUGGGAUUUGAGAUUCUGCGCGCUCUUCCCUUUUUAGCUAUUCCCUCCAUACGAGAGGACCCUCAAAUCGGAAAAAGAGAAGGAUUGGAAUUUUCUUUCAAUAUAAAUCAUUUUCUGCGUUCCAUCGAACAUUUGAGAGAUAUUCUUGAGGUUUUGAGACUGCGAGUUUCUGAAUCAUCAUUGUCGUCAUCAUCUGCUGAGAUUCAUGAUGGAAGCGAGGAGGAAGAAGAAGAUGAUGAACAAAAUGACUAUCAUAAACAUAAUCAAGAUCACGAUUCCAGCAACAAGUACGACAACCAGCGCAAUCAAUACAAGUACAAUUCCAUCAUCACCCAACUCUCGUACUUUACAAAAUUGGAAGUCCUGAACCUCUCCGCAAAUCUACUUCCCGCAUCUAAUUCCAAAACUCCCUCGACCGCCACUUCUAAUUCCCAAUCCCGAACCUCAUCCUCAUCCUCCAACGAAAAAACAAUCGAAACUAGAAAUAACUCCCUCUCAUUACUCAAAAGUGAAGAAAUCAAACACCGCCCCUCCACUUCCCCUCCAUCUCAUGAAAAAUAUAAACCACCCUCACUCUCACGCUUACCCCCUUGUGAAACAUGCUUACGUCAUGCUUUUCGCGCACGGGAAACACAAGUACGGACGAGACGCAUCGAAUGGGAUGAUGCUGUGAAUGAGGUAUAG
Botrytis porri is the source of this 1416-nucleotide messenger RNA. RefSeq lists its product as uncharacterized. The coding region runs from base 1 to 1416 and encodes 471 amino acids. The record is from RefSeq and is a predicted model, not a curated record. Lineage: Eukaryota; Fungi; Ascomycota; Leotiomycetes; Helotiales; Sclerotiniaceae. Gene Ontology annotation, molecular function: protein binding. The transcript has 2 exons.